UGCCAGCCCUUCUACAGUUAUUCCAGGAAUGCGUUGAACAUGGCUGCCGCGAUGAAGGCGCAGAAAACGGGACUGCUGGAACUUCGAGUGACCGUGGACCGCUGGAUCCGGGUGUUGGCCACUCUCACCGAGGACACGCUCACGGUCAACCCGGGGGAGGGCGUCGAGGAGCCCGCCAAGCCCAACCCGAGCAGUACCGCCGGUGCGAUCAACGGAGACCCCCCGAACCUAAGCUCGUCCCCGGUCCCGGAGACCAUCACCAACGUGAAGCGCACCGUGCGAGUUACCAAGCAAGAUGUCGGAGGACUCGGAAUCAGUAUCAAAGGUGGGAAGGAGAACAAGAUGCCCAUCCUCAUCUCCAAGAUAUUCAAAGGCCUCGCUGCUGACCAGACUGAGGCGCUUUACGUGGGGGACGCCAUACUGUCUGUCAACGGCUAUGACUUACGGGAGGCCACACACGACGAGGCUGUGCAAGCGCUGAAGAAAACCGGCAAAGAAGUCAUCCUUGAAGUGAAGUACAUCAAGGAGAUGUCGGCCUUCUUUAAAAACUCGGGGUCCCCCGGGGCCACCCUCCCCUGGGACUCCCCCCCCUCCACGCCCCACAGGGGCACCGAGCUCGCCCCCGCCGAGGUGAAGGAGCCCUGCAGCAUCCCGCUGAAGAUGUGCCAGGUGUCACGGAAACAGUGCCCCCCGGACACGGAGAACCGGUAUUUCGAGGUGAUUUCGUCCAGCAGGAGGAGCUCUGUGUUCCUGCGGGCCAAGGACCCGGCCAUGGCUCAGUCCUGGUACAACGCCAUCCAGGCCGGCGCUGCCAGCCUCCUGCCGCGCGUCAAGGAGGAGAUGAGGAGCAUGCAGCCGGGAGUGGAGGUCAAACACGUGGGCUGGAUCACGGAGCAGGUGACCCAGGGUCCAGAGAAACCCGUACUGGCCAUGCUGACCGACAGAGACCUGGUCCUGUAUCCCUCCCUGCCGGAGAGCAAGGAGAGCCUGGGCAACCCCACCAAGAGCCACCCGCUCAUCGCUACCAGGCUGGUCCACUCCGGCCCGGGGAAGAGCUCCCCCCUGCUGGACUCUGACCUGUCGUUCGGCCUGCGUUCGGGCACCAAGCAGGGCGUGGAGACCCAUGUGUUCAGGGUGGACUCUGCCAAGGAGCUGUCCACCUGGACUCACCUGGUGGUGGAGGGUUGCCAUGACGCCGCCGAGCUCGUCAAGGAGGUCACCGCCGCCUGCAGUUGGAAUGGGAAGGAGUGCACCCUGGGAGUCCACAUUGAUGAGGGUUUCACACUAUUUACACAAGAGAUGGGUGUCAGGAAAAGUAUCCUGCUGCAGCAGCCGUUCGAGCGCCUCCGAAUGUCCUCAGACGACGGGGUUCGCAUGAUGUUCCUCGACUUCGGAGGCCAGGAGGCCGAGAUUCAACUGGACCUCCAUUCUUGCCCAAAGACCAUAGUCUUCAUCAUCCACUCUUUCCUGUCUGCCAAGGUCAAGCGACUGGGGCUCCUGGCAUGAUCGAGGUCAACCAUCUGGAACGUCAACGGGAAUAUUCAAUAAAUCACAGAGCCAGAAGACGUCAGGAACACCAGAGGAUGCAGCCUGGGGGAAAAGGGCUGACUCAGCACUUUCUCUCCGCCCCUAAAAGGAUCCUCUCUGACCAACAGGUCUUUCUAUGGGAAUGGACAGAAGGCCGCAGCAUUGACGGACCUUUGUUGAACUUGUAGCUUCACGGUAAAGGAGAGGUUUUUUUUUUUUUUUUCCCAUCAUGGCGUGAGUCAGCAGCCUCUGAAGGGAUCUGGCAUCCGUCAAAUCGUUUUUCGGUGGGUCGUCACACGUCAUGGUGGCAAACUGUGUGACAUCCUGCAUCUUAAUGUUUCCAAGCUGGAAAUACCAACUAUUUCCUUUCAUUUUUUUUGUGCCGUUGUGUAAGAUUUUGCUUUGUUUCAUGAGUCACGGUAGGGCCUUUGUACCGAGAGUCCUUUCCUCUUUCAAUAGUUGCUUCAUUUCACAAAUGUCCUGAUUGAUGUCGGAUGUCGGAAGUUUUUUAACACAGGGAGCUUUAGUGCAGUGACAGAAUGACAUGACCGAUCAUUACAUAAUCAAUAAUAUGAACUGAACAAUGAAAAAAAACUUUUGUUUUUCUUCUUUUUUUCGGACAGCUUCCCAAAUGUAAUUUGCAUUGCAGCUCAACAACUUGUUGUUUUAUUUUCCUCUCUUCCCUGUUUUGAGCGUGCUCAUCCAUCAUGGCCUGACAAAAAGAAAUGCCUAACAUUGUGCAGCGCAUAUUAUUAAAAUAUCUGUUUUUUUUCUCGUCGUCAUAGCUUAUUCAAUAAAUCUGAUUGAAAAAAGUAGGAUUAUCUUGAGAAGAAAAGACUGCCCUUCUCUUUCAUAUCAACGCAUGUGAAGUGUCAAAUGAGAGCUGUUGUGUUGUUGUUUAUUUUAGAGUUCUGCCGGAUUGGUUGUUGUUUCCUCAUCGUGUAUCGAUGGACGACACCGUCGGCCCUCUGGACCUCCACUUAUUUAGCUUUCAAGUCCAAUACAAGCACAGAAUUUCACAGUAUUGUUUGUCUUUCUGUCCGUUUCUGAUGGAAUCCCAUGAGACGAUGAGCCGUGUUCAUCAGAGUGUUCUGGUGGUCUCCUCUCUACACGUUGACAUUUGAUACUUUGCCAUUUAGAGGUGUUGAGUUUAACUUAGUGUUUUUUUUUUUUAUGUUUUCAUUUGUGUGUCGACUGAACAUCCAAAACUAGGGGCCUUCUCUCCGUGUCAAACACUAAACAGACGUGUAUUAAUAUAUAUUUCAAAAACUAAAACCGGUUUGCUUUCAAGAAUAAGAGGUAUUGUAUAUUCUUAUUUAAACAAAGGUGUGCCUUGCAGAGUUGUUUGUAUAUAAACAUGUAAUAAACUUUGUUAACUUU
Molecule: messenger RNA, 2907 nt
Organism: Pungitius pungitius (ninespine stickleback)
Lineage: Eukaryota; Metazoa; Chordata; Actinopteri; Perciformes; Gasterosteidae
Gene: snta1
Product: syntrophin, alpha 1
Exons: 8
Coding region: 40-1506 (488 amino acids)
Cellular component (GO): dystrophin-associated glycoprotein complex; neuromuscular junction; intracellular anatomical structure
Molecular function (GO): structural molecule activity; protein binding
Source: RefSeq, a predicted model, not a curated record